UCCUCACAGCUCUUGUGUGAAAUGUCCAAUGAAAUGCUGUUUCAUUCCCACACUCUGGGAACCGGCUGAUGACAUUUCUUCCCCGUGGUUUUUUGCGCUGUCCGCGUGGACCGAGGCUCGGCGCGCGCGGCUCUGCGCCGCAAUGUCCGCGCGUCUCGCUGUGGAGAAGCGCGUCGAGGCUUGUAACGCAUUCCAGCAGAGGGAAAGCGAGAGACGCAGCGAGAGGCGCAGCGCCAGCGUGUCUGCGUGAGAGCGCGGAGAAAUGCAUGAAUGGAUUCUUGGUCAGACCUGAGCGCCCAUUACGCGCCUGGCGAUUCGUUUCUGACCAUUAUCGGCUAUGGAGCGGAACAUCUGGGGUUAGUUCUCACGAUAUAAUCGAGGACCGGCUGUCCGCCAUCCGCUGUUCCUCAUUACGCACAGCAGACUCGCGCUUCUCCACAAAGUUUCUGCCACCAGGUGACAAAGGGAGCGAGAAUGGAUGCCGAGAGUCUUAUUAAGCACUUCCAGCGAGACCCGGAGGCCACUUUAAUGCCGCUGUCAGUCACCUCUGACUGGCUGGAGGACGGAAACGAGACCACCGGGAACCAGUUCCAGCAGCCCGACUGGCAGGUGGCUCUGUGGGCCAUCGCCUACUCCCUCAUCAUCCUGGUGUCCAUCACUGGGAAUGUCACCGUGAUCUGGAUCAUCCUCGCUCACAGACGCAUGAGGACCGUAACCAACUACUUCAUCGUCAACCUGGCCUUUUCGGACGCCUCCAUGGCUACGUUUAACACCCUCUUCAACUUCGUUUAUGCGCUUCACAACGACUGGUACUUCGGCCUGGGUUACUGCAGAUUUCAGAACUUCUUCCCCAUCAUGGCCAUGUUUUCAUCAAUAUACUCAAUGGCUGCCAUCUCAGUGGACAGGUACAUGGCCAUCAUCCACCCACUGAAGCCUCGCCUCUCCUCCACCUCCACAAAGGUGGUGAUUGCCCUGAUUUGGAUUGUCGCCUUCUCGCUGGCUUUCCCUCAGUGCUACUACAGCGUAACGACAUUUUACUACCCCAGGACGGUGUGCAUGGUCGACUGGCCGGAUGAUUACGGAGGAACCCACCAGCUAAGUUACCAGUUUGCGGUGAUAUUGCUGAUCUACUUGCUCCCCCUGCUGGUCAUGCUGGUGACCUACAGUUUAGUGGGUCGCUCGCUGUGGGGGGGCCACAUCCCCGGAGAGGCCACCGAGCAUUACCACAGCCAGAUUACAGCCAAGAGAAAGGUGGUGAAGAUGAUGGUGGUUGUGGUGGUGACCUUUGCCCUCUGCUGGCUGCCUUACCAUGUCUAUUUCAUUCUGGGGUCGUUUAACAGAGACAUUUAUAAACAGCAUUACAUUCAGCAGGUGUAUCUGGCUAUUUUCUGGUUGGCGAUGAGUUCGACUAUGUAUAAUCCGAUUAUUUACUGCUGUUUGAACCAAAGGUUUCGGGCCGGUUUCCGUCACGCUUUCUCUUGGUGUCCCCUCAUCAAAGUGUCAGAGGAGGACAAGAUGGAGCUGCAGUACGCACACACCUUCAGGGUCACGGUGACACGCAGCCGCCGCAGUGACACCUCAUACACGCACGCCUCCAUCAAAGCAAGCAGCGCCAACUCAGAGAAAGACGCGUGCUUACAGCGGAAAAAGUUCCCGUGCAGCAGUCAAAACUCCCACGCGAUCACGAAGCAGGACGACUCCAGAGCCCCGCCCUCUAAGAUGGUGGCACACGACCUCUGACCUCUGAGCAGCAUCCUGUUGAAAACACAGCAGAAAGAGCAGGAGGCGAGGAAAGAUCUGCUCAGACUCGGAAAUCUAUUGAGUGCUGUUUGUAAAGUUACAGAGUGAAAACUAAGAAUAUUUUAGUUUAUUCUGUCUGAAACAAAGGUAGUGUUAAUCAUUUCAACUUCAUAUUUUCAUCAUGUUGUUCAUACAUUUAUAAAUGUCAGAGGUCCAAACUAAAUAUUUAACCUGCAACCUGAAUAUUUAGUUCACAGGCUAAAUAUUGAGCAACCUGGAUAUUUAACUAGCAAGCUAUAGAUUAAGUUUGAAAAAUAUGAAAUUGAAAUGGUUAAAUUAGAAAUUAAAGGUUUAGUUUUUAAAAUAAAU
Molecule: messenger RNA, 2109 nt
Organism: Poeciliopsis prolifica (blackstripe livebearer)
Lineage: Eukaryota; Metazoa; Chordata; Actinopteri; Cyprinodontiformes; Poeciliidae
Gene: tacr2
Product: tachykinin receptor 2
Exons: 8
Coding region: 475-1740 (421 amino acids)
Biological process (GO): G protein-coupled receptor signaling pathway; positive regulation of flagellated sperm motility
Cellular component (GO): plasma membrane; sperm midpiece
Molecular function (GO): substance K receptor activity
Source: RefSeq, a predicted model, not a curated record